GUCACUUUAGAAGUCGUGCACGCUGGAAUUCUAUUUUGACAAGAGAAAAUGGCAUGUACUAUUAAUGAGCCCCCACAAGCCCCAGUGAAAUAUGAAUAUUUGGACCACACAGCUGAUGUGCAAUUGCACGCAUGGGGUGAUUCUUUGAAAGAGGCCUUCGAACAAUGUGGUAUUUCUAUGUUUGGUUAUAUGACAUCAGAUGAGUUAAAAUCUGUUGAAAUAACUCAAUGUCAUGAAAUAGAAGCUCAUGGAGAUGAUUUGGAAGGAUUUAUAUCAUUUCUUGAUGAAUUGUUAUUUUUGUUUAGCGCUGAGCCAUAUUUAAUAUGCAGUAGGUUAGAGAUUUAUGAAUUCGAUGAAGAUGAUUUUACAAUUAAAUGUAGAUGUUAUGGAGAAGAAUUUACGAUUGGAAAGCAUCCACAGGGGACGGAGGUUAAAGCAAUUACAUACUCGGCUAUGCAGAUUAUUAAUGAUCCUGAGCAUAAUCGAUAUGAAUUGUUCGUUAUCAUUGAUAUAUAGU
This is a messenger RNA of Ctenocephalides felis (cat flea), 517 nucleotides long. RefSeq names its product protein archease-like. Lineage: Eukaryota; Metazoa; Arthropoda; Insecta; Siphonaptera; Pulicidae. The coding region runs from base 49 to 516 and encodes 155 amino acids. Gene Ontology annotation, cellular component: tRNA-splicing ligase complex. The transcript is spliced from 3 exons. Gene Ontology annotation, biological process: tRNA splicing, via endonucleolytic cleavage and ligation. The record is from RefSeq and is a predicted model, not a curated record.